AUGGGGUCGUCCCGCUACGCCUUCUUCGCGCUCCUCACGGCCUUCUUCCACACGGCGCUCCUCUGCGUCUACCAGUACGUGGCGCCCACGAUCGCGCCGGCGUCGGGCCCCUACGCGCUUGUGUUCGCCAACCUGGUGCACUUCUUCUUCGAGACGCCCAAGACGUACCACUUCCAGCUGCUCGGGGCGCUGGAGCUCUCCGACAAGUCGUUCGCCUACCUCCUCGCCAUCCAGCUGGCGUGCUCGAGCCCGCCGCGGUCGCUGCCCUCGCUCGCCGCCGGGGUCAUCGCCGGGCUUCUCUACCGCGUGCCGGCGAUCCGGUCCCGCGCCGACUUCCCCGACGGCCUCAUCUCCGCGUGCUCAACCUACGUGCUCCCGCUGCUCGGCACGGGCCAGCGCGGCGCCUCGCGCACGCGGCGCGGCUACGACCGCGUGCGCCCGGUCGGCGUGAUGGACCCUGCCGAGGGCACGGUCUCGCAGCACCACAUCGAGACGCUCGAAGCCAUGGGCUUCUCGCAGGAGGACAGCGCCGCCGCCCUGCGCCGCCACCACGACGACGUCCACCGCGCCACCGAGCAGCUGCUCGGCACGUCGGCAUAG
Chondrus crispus (carragheen) is the source of this 600-nucleotide messenger RNA. RefSeq lists its product as hypothetical. Lineage: Eukaryota; Rhodophyta; Florideophyceae; Gigartinales; Gigartinaceae. The transcript has a single exon. Gene Ontology annotation, molecular function: protein binding. The coding region runs from base 1 to 600 and encodes 199 amino acids. The record is from RefSeq and is a predicted model, not a curated record.